Messenger RNA from Nematostella vectensis (starlet sea anemone), 1294 nucleotides. RefSeq lists its product as uncharacterized. The coding region runs from base 152 to 697 and encodes 181 amino acids. The transcript has 5 exons. The record is from RefSeq and is a predicted model, not a curated record. Gene Ontology annotation, cellular component: cytoplasm. Lineage: Eukaryota; Metazoa; Cnidaria; Anthozoa; Actiniaria; Edwardsiidae.
GUGUACAUAGCAACGCGACUACCAUAUCAUCAUUCGGCCACUGUUUAUAACUCUACGGCUCUUACAAAGAGAGAUAAUCGAACUUUAAUUACGAUCUAGUAAAUUUCCCCUAAAGCCCCGCAGACUAUCAGAAGAGGGUGUGUGUCCUGUAAUGAACAUCGCCGGAUAUCCCAACAACGACACAAGGACGAGCAGCUCACGCCUCGGUCCAAAUGCAGCACUCUUGUCGACGUACGCGAAGGAGUACACGGGAGCGAUGGGGCCGCCGGCUGAGAAUGCAAGGGUCCGGACAUCGCGGGUUUACGGGUCAGACCGGCCGGACAUCACGUCCACCUACCAGGCGGAGUACGUUCAGUUUCCAGUGACCAGGAAAAGCACCGUCGCCUACGGUACAUCUUCGGGAUAUCGUAAAAAUAACCCGCACCCGCACAACAUGGUGGCAGCGUUCCAACAUCCGAACAGGGACUAUUUUGUAUGGUCUCACUAUCAACGGCUGCCCCCAGUUUCGGCACGCGGGCUCACUGAAGACCUCUGGAGCAAAGACCUCCUGCGUAAAGUGUGCCACGAGACCACGCGGUCCAUCUAUCAACAGGACUACCAUGAACCACCAUAUGCUACCGACCCGACGAGAGGAUCCACCCGUACACGUAGCUUCGCCUCACAGUCUCUCGACGAGCUAAGCCCUGGUCUGAGAUGACACCACAAUUAAGACAAGGGAGGGGACGGGAGGAAUUGGUUACUUUCCAUAAAAAGAGGAGGGGAGGGGAGGGUGGUCAUAUGGCACAUGUGAGAGAGAAGCAAGUGUUUCACAGCCUAAGAAUAACAGGGGGGGGUAAGGUAAACACUUGCAAAAGGUGACAUCCGCUAAGGCUGACGGGUGAAGAAAAGAGAGUGUCGCAUGUUAUACGCGUAUAACAGAAGUCGAGCACUAAUAGGUGAUCAUGCUGGAAAACGAUAAUUUGGUGACAAGGGAAUAAUCGCAUCUUAUUGUGACUUUCUCAUCACUAAACGCUCAGGCUAAUGUCCUUCCUCCUCGCUCAGGCUAAUGUCCUUCCUCCUCGCUCAGGCUAAUGUCCUUCCUCCUCGCUCAGGCUAAUGUCCUUCCUCCUCGCUCAGGCUAAUGUCCUUCCUCCUCGCUCAGGCUAAUGUCCUUCCUCCUCGCUCAGGCUAAUGUCCUUCCUCCUCGCUCAGGCUAAUGUCCUUCCUCCUCGCUCAGGCUAAUGUCCUUCCUCCUGAUAAAAAGAAUAUGAAAUAAACAAUAAGCAAUCAAAUAAACAACAACAUAUUGUCUUCU